CAGGGGCUCUGUUGGGAAAACGUGCCGGUAUAAGAGCAUCGCUGCCCUAUCGAGGUCUAGGCCUAUCGGAACAUCGAUAGUACUGUACUAUGGAUUUGAUGUUCUACAGCAGGCUGCGGCCCCAGGAAUACAGACUCAAUGCUACAUACAACCGCGCACACUUGACAAGACAUCUCAACAAGGCAAAGGACAAAAGAUCAAAUAACUAAUGUGCACGGCAGAACAGCAACCAAUCAUCAAACACGUGCUUAUCAUCAAUCUGUUCACUUCAUUUUCCUGUGCAAGGGGGCGCUGUCUCGCCUCGGAUUCCUCUUCGAUUUGCCCCUGUCCCCAGAUCUCCGAACCGCCAAGGGCCAGGCUGCGCUAGAGCUGCGCGCUGGACAGCAAAUGUGGCCAGUUGAGCUUCCAACACAGCUUCGCCACAGCAGUUUCGCGGCCCUUUGGCGAAAUCCGCCUUAAUUUUCAUUCAUUCCUCUAGCCAGUGACCUGUUCAGAUUUGCAGCCAUCAUGCUCUGCCGUGCUCUUCUCUAACCUCAUAUUCUUUCCUCCUCUUCUGCAGCAGCGGUAGCCUUUUCCUCUUCUGUCUUCGCUCAUUUUAUUCCUUCUAAUUUAACAAAGAAAAAAAAAACCCACGCCUAUUUGCCGGCCCCCUCUACCUCUUGUGCACCGUAUAGGACCGUCUCUCGUUUCAACACGCCCUUUCCUUUUCGUCUUUUUUUCUUUUCGUUAUCACUUCAACAUGGCCGACACAGUUUCGCUUCUGCGGAGACUAAUUCUCGAGUCGCCGCCGGGAGAAUGGGCCGUCAACCAGCUCCGCGAGCUGCUCAUUGGCGCCCUCAAGCAGGGACCGAUCCCUCAACAUGUUGCCUUCGAGAUGGACGGUAACAGGCGUUACGCAAGAAGUCGUCGCAUGGAGACCGUCGAGGGGCACCACCGUGGCUUCGAGGCCCUGGCUAGAAUCAUGGAAAUCUGCUACAAGUGUGGUGUCAAGGUCGUUACCGUUUACGCGUUCAGUAUUGAAAACUUCAACCGGCCAAAGUACGAAGUGGAAGGCCUCAUGCAGCUUGCAAAGGUCAAGCUGGAGCAACUGACGACAUAUGGCGACAUUCUUGACCGCUACGGGGCCUGUGUUCGAAUCCUCGGCCAGCGUGAGAUGAUACGCGAUGACGUAUUGGAGGUCAUGGACAGAGCCGUAGCAAGGACUAAGCAUAACAACAAGGCUGUCCUGAACAUUUGCUUCCCAUACACAUCGAGAGCAGAGAUGACGACCGCGAUCCGAUCAACCGUGCAGGAAUUCCUAUCUCCAACGCCCCCCAAGAACACACCAUUUUCUCCAUCGCGUAUAAGGCAAAAGAUACUUUCGGGUCAACUCGACGGCCGCGACCUACUGCCGACCAUUCCAGAUGAACCACUCGACGAUGGCGAGUAUGAGGGCAAAGAUAUAGAUGACGGAGACGACAACGACUCUUCUGGAUCCGCCACUCUUCCCCCGGGCUCCCCUGAGCCUCGCUUGCUAUCCAGGUCAGGAUCCUACGGCUCUACGACGCUACCCAACCCCGACAACAUCACAGUCGACACCAUCGAGAGACACAUAUAUACCGCCGACGACCCUCCUUUGGACCUCUUUGUCAGGACAAGUGGCGUUGAGCGGCUCAGCGAUUUUAUGCUCUGGCAGUGCCACCAGGAUACGCACAUAUUCUUCCGCAAGUGCCUGUGGCCGGACUUUGACCUCAAGGACUUCAUAUGGGUCCUGCUGGAGUGGCAAUGGAGGCAGAAGCAGUCUGACAGAGAGAAGCCCUCUGGCAGGGCGGGGACGGCCAAGGCGCGAAGCAUGAUGGAGUAAAUUACGGCGACGAUACCCCCGUUUUCUUUCUAUAGAGAGGCAUGGCAUAUUACAUCAUAUCGCAUAUUAUUAGUAGCUGGUGCUCUUGGGUUAUUCGAUUCUGGCCAUGCAUUUGUUGUGUUACAGCAGUUUACAUCUCUCCUUGUUUGCCCUCUCUUGCCCUCUUUUUCUUUGUUUGAUUUUGAUCUUAAUUUUCCGUUAGAAUCGCUAUAGAGCCUCUCUCAUUCGCAAUGCAAUAGAAUUCAAGCGCACGUAAA
Molecule: messenger RNA, 2100 nt
Organism: Trichoderma atroviride IMI 206040
Lineage: Eukaryota; Fungi; Ascomycota; Sordariomycetes; Hypocreales; Hypocreaceae
Cellular component (GO): membrane; endoplasmic reticulum; dehydrodolichyl diphosphate synthase complex
Molecular function (GO): ditrans,polycis-polyprenyl diphosphate synthase [(2E,6E)-farnesyl diphosphate specific] activity
Source: RefSeq, a predicted model, not a curated record